UGCAGGAGCAGAACCAAAGCUAGUUCUGGACAGAUUUAAAUUGUUUCUUUAUCAAAUUAAUUCAGAGAAAUGAAAAACCUGAUUGAUGCUCGAAGUCAGAAAUGCUGGGCAGAACUUAUUGAUAAAGAAUCUUCUACUCGGGUAAUAUGGAGAGAAAAGUAUUGGGAUAAACAAUCCGUUGUUCCGGACACCACUGCUAAGAAACAGUCCAAGUUGUUCAAACUUCCGGCCAAGGCUAACAUUCUUCCAGCAAUUCACAUCCCAAAGCAACAGGAAGAAAGAAAGAAACCAGUUCAGGAAACACCUGUAAAAAUUGAGCCGACUCAGGAGAUGCUGCCAGUAUCUCCUCAGAUUCGAAGUCUGCUGUAUGAUGGCUUUACUAAAGAGCAGAAGGGCAGGUACUUGUACCUGAAAAAGAGAAUGGCAAAACCCCCCGAGGAAAAAUUUCACUAUCCUCUUCUGUCAUCCUGGACAUACGGCUGGAGGCUGGGUGAUGUUAUGGAGGAACUCCGAUUACCAGCUCACGGUCGAUUGAGAACUCUGAAUGACACUUUCUAUUCAAGAAAUGGUAUCUUCUACAAGCAAUCCGCAACUGACGCACUUGCUCAGCUGAACUGAAGAAUGGGACAGCAACUCUCCAAUGAUAUUUUAAGUAAUGCUCUACUCUUUUAUUUUCUCUUUUCAAAAUGUUGAAAAAAUCCCACAAAGCUUCGAUUAGUGGCAUUUUCAGCAAUAUUUCCAUUUUUCUUAACAAACCUUUAGUUUUUGUAAAUUUUCUUACAAUAUAGUUAGUAACAAAUAUCCUUAGCAGGCUUCAAAUGGGGCAGUCUUGUGGAUAUGCAAUAUCACUUAUGUUUUAAUAUUGUCAAUUAUAUUUUUUUUAAAUCUAAAAUAUGUAUAUCUUGGGAUUUAUAGCUCACAAGAAUAAGUUCAUAAAAAUAAUUUAUCAGAACAAAAUAGGCUGAUCAGUAUCAUAAAUAGCAAUGACACUGUCCUUUUGCAUAAGAAUGGAACAAUAAAACAGGUUGCAUUGCUCACCCCUUUUAGAUAAGGAAUUUUUAAUUGUUUUUGUGAUUUGUAGAAGGAAGUGUCUUCUACACACAAUGGCUUAUUAAUUUAUAAAUUGCCCACAAGUUGGAGGCAGUGAUUGAACUGAAAGCUCAUGAAUUAGAAAGCCUCUAAUACUAAAGGACUGUGCUCUCAAUGAGGAUAUUCUUUGCUAAUUUGGGAGAUUUUUAGGCAGAUGAAUCUUGAAGAUUCCAUAAAUUUUAAUGCCUCUUCUAAUCCUGGGUGGAAAUCAAGAAUAUGGCACCGAGAAACAUGUGAUGAUAUUCCACGGGUACGUGUCAGCAGAUGUGAUGGACAUAAAAGGUGAGAUGUAAAAUAGAGCCCAGAAUAUUGACUAACACAGAGUCUGAGCUCCAGCAUUGUUAAUGGACCUACAAAAGUAAUAGUCAGGAAUGGGCUUGAAGUUGUUUAGCAAUCAAAUUUAUCAAGGAAGCAUGAAAAGCUUUUCCAGUUAUAUAAAAGGGGUAGUUGAAGACUUCAAGACGUCUUUUAUUCUGUAGAUUGUGUUAACAAAAAGUCUUUUUUAACUUCCUCAGAUUAUCUUUUUAGUUAUAAGAUUUUCUUUUCAGUAUGCUUUUGCCUUGCAGUUGGAAGAAGAUGGAUUAGUAAGUCAAAGGUAAUUGGGGUUGGAAAUCAGAGUUAGAGUUUAAAUUGGAGAAUUGCACCAUCUAAUUUCAGAUAGGGGUAACUACAUUCCUACUGAUUCUGUCUCCCAGUGAAGGAAUGGUGUUGAAUCAGCCACACCUCUCACAAGAGAGCCACGGAAACAAUGCAAACACCAGCAAAUAUUAAUCUCUCCAGCUCACCUGCUGUUAAAUUGUUAUUGAUGUCAAUAAUCUAAUGAGUCAAUAAUAAUUUAGUAUUUAGUAAUAGUAAAAUUUUGCUUUAAGUGCCCAGAUAAUAGUGAGUCAUAAUAAUGGACAUGAUUGACUUUUUACCUGUUACAUAUGUUGUUAAAUAAUUCUGACUAUUAAUUGUUCAUGACACAAACUGUUACAUAGCAUUGAUAAGACUGUUGUAUCUACAUGUUACUUAGAAACAGAAUGUUUACUUUGGUGUUGUGAUUCAAUAAAUGACUCUGAGCAUACCUUGUCCUGUGAUCAAUUGAAUCAAUGAAAAAUGGUUAAUUCUUUCACUGUUGUUGGCAGGUAGAGUGUUGAUGGAACAAGCAUAAACGCAAAGACAACUGGUUAAAGUAAGAUGAUUUGUAAACCACUUGAGCAUCAUAUAAAGUGGAAAUGCAACUCAGAUGAUUCUUUUGGAGAGGAAUGCUUGGCUCCUUGGCAUAGAGUGCAGUCGAAUUCCUGGCACUAAAGUGACCAACGGAUAUCCAGGGAGUACUGGAAAUGACACUGAGAUGGAGGAUCAGCCAUGAUAUGAUGAAUGUUCUAUGUAUGUAAUUGUUAGGGCGUAUUCUGGAAUUGUGGAAUAUAGCAAAUAUUCAUUUCAACAGCAACCAGUCUUCAGAUCUGAAUGUGGAUUGUAGAUUGAAUUUAAGAUGCAACUCAGAACAAUGGUACUCUUGGAGCUGCAGACUGGGGUAGAUUGCAAACCAAGAAACACUCAUUGAUCUGAGAUGUCUGCAUAUGCAUGAAUGCAGCUCAGAGACAAUGGUGAUUAGCAUUUAUUUUGGAUGUUUGGCAUGCUGGUGUGAAGAUUUAGGUGUUUGAAAACUAUAUGCAAUUCUAAGGAAGCACUGUGGAUGCAAUUUAACUAUAGAAUUUCCUGCUAUUACCUUUGGUGCUUAGCAUAUAAAAAUGUCAUUUAAUAUUGGUUCAGGGAGCCUCUUCUUCAGAGCAUUAUUCUACUUCCUUUGAGAUAUACACAUUGAAUAAAAUUCAUUAAAAAUAAGUUGUGAUUUCAACCAAUUAUUCCAGAUACAGAAC
Molecule: messenger RNA, 2954 nt
Organism: Mobula hypostoma (lesser devil ray)
Lineage: Eukaryota; Metazoa; Chordata; Chondrichthyes; Myliobatiformes; Myliobatidae
Product: protein SPMIP1
Exons: 2
Coding region: 70-618 (182 amino acids)
Source: RefSeq, a predicted model, not a curated record